AGAAACGACUGUGAUAUUUAUAAAAAAUAUAUGUCUAUAAAGAGUUUAAAUAAAAAUAUGAAUUAUUACAAGAACUGAUGAUUCGUUGUAUCUUUGUAAGAAAAAAAUUUUAUUAAUAGUUAUCGUGUCAGACGUAAUUAGUUUUAACCUGUGGUAGAAAAAUUUAAUAUCGCUAAAAUUUUUUUUUUUUAAACAAAAACUGAUUAUUAGUGUUUGCAAGUGCAGUAGUUUAAAUGUAGGUGUAAAAAUAGAAAAUGCGGAACAUUAUAUUAUUUUUACGACCUCUAAAACAGGAGGCCCUUGGAAAAAGGGUUAAAUAAAAGUGAGCUGUUGGUCCGAUUGACAAAAUGACGACCGACAUCUCAGUGGUGCGUUCGGGAUGGGACCCAACGCUUCAGCAAGAGAUUGUCGACGAGUACGAAUACGACGGAGGAAACUCAAGCUCGAGAUUAUUCGAACGAUCGCGAAUCAAGGCCUUGGCUGGUGAACGUGAAUCGGUACAAAAGAAAACCUUUCAAAAAUGGGUGAACUCACAUUUAGUCCGUUGCUCGAGUCGAAUAGGCGAUCUGUAUGUAGAUCUUCGAGAUGGAAAAAUGUUGAUAAAAUUACUAGAAAUAUUGUCAGGUGAACGAUUACCCCGACCGACAAAAGGUAAAAUGCGAAUCCAUUGUUUGGAGAAUGUCGACAAAGCGUUGCAAUUUUUACGUGAACAACGUGUUCACUUGGAAAAUAUGGGAUCACAUGAUAUCGUUGACGGGAAUCCACGUCUUACUCUUGGUCUUAUAUGGACAAUUAUAUUGCGGUUUCAAAUUCAGGAUAUUACUAUUGAAGAAACUGAUAAUCAAGAAACGAAAUCAGCUAAAGAUGCAUUAUUAUUGUGGUGUCAAAUGAAAACAGCUGGUUACCACAAUGUCAAUGUCAGAAAUUUCACUACAUCCUGGCGAGAUGGGCUGGCAUUUAACGCUAUCAUUCAUAAGCAUCGUCCUGAUCUAAUCCACUUUGACAAAUUGUCUAAAUCGAACGCUAUUUAUAAUCUUAACAAUGCUUUCAAUGUUGCUGAAGACAAGUUAGGUCUUACAAAACUUCUUGAUGCUGAAGAUAUAUUUGUUGAUCACCCAGAUGAAAAGUCAAUAAUAACUUAUGUUGUAACAUAUUAUCAUUACUUCUCAAAAAUGAAGCAAGAGACAGUACAUGGAAAGAGAAUCGGUAAAGUUGUAGGCAUUGCAAUGGAGAACGAUCGUAUGAUUCACGAAUAUGAAAGCAUGACAAGUGAUCUUUUACGCUGGAUUGAGAGUACAAUUGAAGCUUUGGGUGAUCGUCGUUUCGCUAAUUCACUUGUUGGCGUUCAGUCUCAAUUAUCGCAAUUUUCAAACUACCGGACCAUUGAGAAACCACCGAAAUUUGUUGAAAAAGGUAAUCUUGAAGUGUUGCUAUUUACUCUUCAGUCUAAAAUGCGGGCUAACAAUCAAAAGCCAUACACACCGAAAGAGGGUAAAAUGAUUUCGGACAUUAAUAAGGCAUGGGAACGCCUGGAGAAAGCUGAGCAUGAACGUGAGCUUGCUCUCAGAGAAGAAUUGAUUCGUCAAGAAAAAUUGGAACAACUUGCCGCGAGAUUUAACAGAAAAGCGAGUAUGAGAGAGACAUGGCUGUCUGAAAACCAGAGAUUAGUUUCUCAGGAUAACUUUGGUUUCGAUCUUGCUGCUGUUGAAGCAGCUGCUAAGAAACACGAAGCCAUUGAAACUGAUAUUUUUGCUUACGAAGAACGAGUACAAGCUGUCAUGGCUGUUUCGCAAGAGCUUGAAGCCGAAAACUAUCAUGAUAUUCUUAAGAUAAACGAACGCAAGGUCAAUGUAUUGCGUUUAUGGAAUUAUUUAUUAGAAUUAUUACGCGCUAGGCGUAUGAGACUCGAGCUGUCACUUCAGCUUCAGCAAAACUUCCAGGAGAUGCUUUACAUUCUUGAUAGCAUGGAAGAACUUAAGCAGCGUCUUUUGACCGAUGACUAUGGAAAACACUUGAUGGGAGUAGAAGAUCUUUUGCAGAAACACUCGUUAGUUGAAGCGGAUAUUAAUGUUCUUGGUGAACGGGUGAAGGCUGUGGUACAGCAAAGUCAAAGAUUUUUGGAGCAAGAUGAAGGCUAUCGUCCUUGCGAUCCUGCUAUUAUUGUCGAACGUGUUCAGCAGCUUGAAGACGCUUACUCUGAGCUCGUGCGUUUGGCAGUUGAACGACGGGCCAGACUUGAAGAGUCACGGAAACUUUGGCAGUUCUACUGGGACAUGGCCGAUGAAGAAAACUGGAUCAAGGAGAAAGAACAAAUCGUCUCUACUGGUGACAUUGGACAUGAUCUUACGACUAUCAAUCUUCUUUUAUCUAAACACAAGGCACUGGAGAAUGAAAUCCAAUCUCACGAGCCUCAGCUUAUGUCUGUAGCUGCCGUAGGUGAUGAGCUGGUUCGCCAACAACACUUUGGUUCCGAUAGAAUUCAAGAAAGACUUCAAGAAAUUUUGGCAAUGUGGAAUCAUCUGUUAGAUUUGUCAGCAUUUAGACGUAAACGUCUUGAAGAAGCUGUUGAUUACCAUCAACUAUUUGCUGAUGCCGAUGAUAUUGACAUCUGGAUGUUGGAUACUCUUCGACUUGUGUCUUCAGAAGAUGUUGGUAGAGACGAAGCAAAUGUUCAAUCAUUACUAAAGAAACACAAAGAUGUUACUGAUGAGUUGAAGAAUUAUGCAACAACAAUUGAACAAUUACAUCAACAGGCUGCUUUACUUGGUGAACAAGACGCUAAAUCACCAGAAGUUCUCGAGCGACUUGCAUCGAUUGACUCUCGUUACAAGGAACUUUUGGAGCUUGCCAAGUUGAGGAAACAGAGACUUCUUGAUGCUUUGUCGCUCUACAAACUCUUCAGCGAAUCUGACGGUGUAGAGCAAUGGAUCGGAGAAAAGAACCGUAUGUUAGAUACAAUGGUACCAGCUAAAGACAUUGAAGAUGUCGAGAUUAUGAAGCAUCGUUACGAUGGUUUCGAAAAGGAAAUGAAUGCAAAUGCAUCACGAGUAGCUGUUGUUAAUCAAUUAGCACGUCAACUUCUUCACGUCGAGCAUCCUAAUUCUGAAGAGAUCGUUGUAAGACAGAAUGAGCUCAAUCAGAAGUGGGCGGAGCUUCGUGAUAAGGCAGAAAACAAACGAGAAUCAUUGAACUCAGCUCAUGGCGUACAGACCUUCCAUAUUGAAUGCCGCGAGACUGUUUCAUGGAUUGAAGAUAAAAAGAGGAUUCUUCAGCAGACAGACAGCUUGGAAAUGGAUCUUACAGGUGUUAUGACACUUCAACGAAGACUCAGUGGUAUGGAGCGUGAUCUCGCUGCUAUUCAAGCUAAAUUAGAUGCCCUUGAAAAAGAAGCGCAGUUGAUUGAAAAAGACCAUCCUGAAGAAGCAGAACUUAUUCGCGAAAGAAUAACACAAAUUCAAUCUAUUUGGGAGCAAUUGACCCAGAUGUUGAAAGAACGCGAUGCGAAAUUGGAAGAAGCUGGUGAUCUGCACAGAUUCUUACGUGAUCUUGAUCACUUCCAAACUUGGUUGACAAAGACACAAACUGAUGUUGCCAGUGAGGAUACUCCGACAAGUUUGACUGAUGCUGAAAAAUUACUUACGCAGCAUCAAAAUAUCAAGGAAGAGAUCGAUAAUUAUAUGGAUGAUUACACUAAGAUGAUGGAGUAUGGCGAGCGAUUAACCAGCGAAGCAGGAGAUGGUGAUACUCAGUACAUGUUCCUUCGAGAGAGACUCAAUGCUCUUAAGAUGGGAUGGGAAGAGUUGCAUCAAAUGUGGGUCAAUCGACAGAAUUUACUAUCAAAUUCAUUGAACCUUCAGCUGUUCGAUCAAAACGCAAGACAAGCCGAGGUUCUGUUGUCUCAGCAAGAACACGUUCUUGCUAAAGACGAGACUCCUUCGAAUUUCGAGCAGGCAGAAAAUAUGAUAAAACGUCACGAAGCUUUCAUGACUACUAUGGAUGCAAACGACGAGAAGAUAAAUUCUGUUGUUCAAUUUGCCACACGAUUGGUUGACGAAGGCCACUUUGCUUCGGAUAAAGUCAAAAAGAAGGCUGAGAAUAUUAGCGAACGUCGUAGCGCCAAUCGUGAAAAAGCUAAUCAGCUAAUGGAGAAAUUGAAAGAUCAGUUACAGUUGCAAAUGUUCUUGCAGGACUGCGAAGAACUUGGCGAGUGGGUACAAGAGAAACAUAUUACUGCCCAAGAUGAGACUUACAGAAGUGCUAAAACCGUUCACAGCAAAUGGAUGCGUCACGAGGCAUUCAUGGCUGAAAUAGCGAGUAAUAAAGAUCGGUUGGAACAACUUCAGCGUGCCGCAAAUGACCUCAUUCAACAGAAACCUGAACUUGAGAAUAUUAUUAAUCCAAAAGUUUCAGAACUCGCUGAUCAAUUUGAAGAACUUGAAACUACAACACAAGAGAAAGGUAAACGUUUGUUUGACGCCAAUCGUGAAGUUCUUAUUCAUCAAACUUGUGAUGAUAUCGACUCGUGGAUGAACGAACUAGAGAAACAAAUUGAAAGUACAGAUACUGGAUCGGAUCUUGCUUCUGUAAACAUUCUUAUGCAGAAACAACAAAUGAUUGAAACACAAAUGGCAGUUAAAGCACGACAAGUUACUGAGCUUGACAAACAGGCAGAACAUCUUCAGACUACAGUUCCAGAUGAAACGAUGGAAGAAAUAAAAUGUAAAAAAGAAAAAGUUGCUCAGCGAUUUGAACAGCUCAAGGCACCUUUGAUUGACCGUCAACGUCAGUUGGAGAAGAAAAAAGAAGCCUUCCAAUUCCGUCGUGAUAUUGAGGAUGAAAAACUAUGGAUUGCUGAAAAAAUGCCACAAGCUACAAGUAACGAGUACGGUAAUUCGCUCUUUAAUGUUCAUAUGCUGAAGAAAAAGAAUCAAUCACUUCGUACAGAAAUUGAGAAUCAUGAGCCGAGAAUAAAUGCUGUAUGUGCCAAUGGACAAAAACUUAUUGACGAAGGUCACGAAGCAACUUCUGAAUUCCAGAGACUUAUUUCUGAGCUUCACGAAAAAUGGCGUGAAUUGAAGGAAGCAAUUAACGACAGGAAUAAUCAUCUUCUUCAAAAUGAAAAAGCCCAACAGUAUUUCUUCGAUUCAACCGAAGCGGAGUCCUGGAUGAGCGAACAGGAACUUUAUAUGAUGGUCGAAGAUCGCGGAAAAGACGAAAUUUCAGCGCAAAAUUUGAUGAAGAAACACGAAUCAUUGGAAAAUGCUGUUGAGGAUUACGCUGAGACAAUCCGUCAACUAGGAGAGACUGCCAGGCAGUUGAUAAAUGACCAACAUCCUCUAGCAGAUCAAAUUGCAGUCAAACAAUCGCAAGUCGACAAACUUUAUGCUGGUCUUAAAGAUCUUGCUGGUGAAAGACGUGCUAAAUUAGACGAAGCACUCCAACUGUUUAUGUUGAAUCGCGAAGUUGAUGACUUGGAACAGUGGAUCGCGGAGAGAGAAUUGGUUGCCGGUAGUCAAGAACUUGGACAGGAUUACGAUCAUGUUACCCUGCUGUGGGAGAGAUUCAAAGAGUUUGCUCGUGACACUGAAGCCAUUGGAUCUGAGCGCGUGGCCGCUGUAAAUGAAAUCGCAGAUUCAUUAAUUGCAACUGGACAUUCAGAUGCCGCAACAAUUGCGGAAUGGAAAGACGGACUCAAUGAAGUAUGGCAAGAUCUAUUGGAGUUGAUUGAAACUCGCACCCAGAUGUUGGCAGCAAGUCGUGAAUUACACAAGUUCUUCCAUGACUGCAAAGACGUUCUCGGAAGGAUUCUUGAGAAACAAAAUGCCAUGUCUGAUGAACUUGGACGUGAUGCUGGUUCAGUAUCAGCACUUCAACGUAAACACGCAAACUUUAUUCAAGAUUUAUCGACACUUCAGAAUCAAGUGACGCAGAUACAAGAGGAAUCAGCAAAACUACAAGCCAGUUAUGCUGGUGAUAAAGCCAGUGAGAUAACUAAUCGUGAAGCUGAAGUUGUUGCUGCUUGGAAUAAUCUCCAAGCUCUUUGCGAAGGCAGGAAAGCUAAACUUGAAGACACAGGUGAUCUAUUUAGAUUCUUCAAUAUGGUAAGGACUCUUAUGAUUUGGAUGGAUGAUGUCGUAAGACAGAUGAAUACUUCGGAGAAACCACGAGAUGUAUCUGGAGUUGAAUUAUUGAUGAACAACCACCAGAGUUUGAAAGCUGAAAUAGACACCAGAGAAGACAACUUGUUGGCUUGCAUAAAUCUUGGAAAAGAUUUACUUGCAAGAAAUCACUACGCCAGUGUACAAAUAAAAGAAAAAUUAUCAGCAUUAACAGAUCACAGAAAUGCUUUAUUACAUCGGUGGGAAGAACGCUGGGAAAAUUUACAACUUAUUUUAGAAGUUUAUCAGUUCGCAAGAGACGCUGCGGUUGCUGAAGCUUGGCUAAUUGCCCAGGAACCUUAUCUCAUGAGUCAAGAGCUUGGACACACGAUUGAUGAAGUUGAAAAUUUGAUAAAGAAACACGAAGCGUUUGAAAAAUCAGCAGCUGCACAGGAAGAAAGGUUUAGUGCCUUGGAACGCUUGACUACGUUUGAGUUGAAAGAAUUGAAGAGACGAGAACAAGAGAGAGAAGAAGAGGAGAGACGUAAGAAAGAAGAAGCUGCGGCUGCUGAAGCAGCACGAUUAGCUAAAACAACACCUGUUACUAGUCCUGAUGAACCAACAAGUGAACGGGUCGAAGCUGAUGGUGUCACUAGUGGUGAGCGUGGCGAUGACGAUCAUGUGGCACCGCGCAAGGCUUCUUCUACACGAACACCGCAAUCCCAAGAAAAACCCAAGGAAGUGCAUGUUCAGAGGCCUCAGCGAUUCUCUUCUGGAGAUGUGACACGACCUAUUACUCCAACAACUUCCAAAUCUCGUGCUUCUGUCCCAUCAACACCAACAACUCCUAAAGGUGGAACUGGUUCCGAACCCGGUACACUGCGACGUAAGGAACGUAGUCGCAGCAAGUCACCGUUCAGAAGCUUCCGUUGGAAAAAAACUCCCAAGUCACCGAGUUUAGAUCGUAGCGGUGUGAGUGAUGACGAGCACAGCUUCCACGAGCAGAGAAGCCCGAGUGACGAUGAAUUCGAAGGGACACUUGUGCGUAAGCACGAGUGGGAAAGUACAACGAAAAAAGCAACAAAUCGAUCAUGGGACAAAGUAUAUAUGGUUGUCCGUGGACAAAAUCUUGUAGCGUACAAAGAUCAAAAGUCUUGCAAGGCAGCUCCGGAUCAACUUUACAAAGGUGAAGCACCCUUCGAUCUUCGUGGUGCUACAAUCGCCGUUGCUAGUGAUUACACCAAGAAAAAACACGUCUUCCGAGUCAAGUCACAGGGUGGUGCAGACUUCUUGUUCCAAGCUAAAGAUGAUGCUGAAAUGAAUGAAUGGGUCACGGUAUUGAACCAAGCUGCCCAAGGUGCUGCAGGAGCGAGUACAUCGAGAGCACAUACUCUCCCAGCACCAACUCAAGCUGAAACAAAACGACGCAGCUUUUUUACUCUUAAAAAGAACUAAACUGGAGCGGUAGAAUAUUUACCGGAAUGAGUUUGGACUAUUAUGCAAAAAGAAAAACAAUUCAAGAUGAAAUGAUAAUAAUGCUGCUAUUUCGUCGCUCUACUAUGUUAAAGCAACGCUAAUAACAAAUUAUAAUAAGAUAUAAACAUCCGACUAUAUAUAUAUAUAGUCAUAAGUGAUUUAAUUGUCAGAUUUUAAUUUAAACAGAGACUUUUUUUUUUUAUUAUAUCGGCAAACGGCAGAUUUAUAUUAAAAUAUUUAUUAAUAAUUUGUCGUGUUUGACGUUUUAAAAUAUAUAUGCAUAUACAUAUUUUAAAACGACUUGCAAUUGCCAUAAUGAAGAGAGUAAUCUAACAUCAAACUUUCCCAGGUUAGCGAGAUUUCGAUAAAAGUAUUGAUUUUGUUUAUUUCUUUUUUUUUUUUUUUUGUAAAAAAAUUUUUACGCAUGACAAGAUAAAGAAUAAAGAGUAAAUAUAUUUGGCUCUUUCGUGUUUGAAAAAUUUUCUAAAUGAUUUAUAUUUAUUAUUAAUUAUUAAUGUUAAAAAUUUUUUAUAAAUGUUAUUUUAAAAUUUAUCUUAACGACUUCAUUUUGCAAUAAAUGCUUUAAAAGUAUUUAUAUAUUAGUAAAAACGCACAAUUUUUCACUGAAAUUUUAACCAACUAUGAAAAAUAGUGACGUAAGACUAUAUUAGUCGGUUUACUAGUUUAUUUUUACAAAAACAAAAAAUUAAAAAAAUACAUCUAUAUAUAUAUAAUUGACGAAUGAUAUUUAUAAAAGUUUUAUUAAUUGUAAUUGUAUCUUUUCUUUCAUUUUAAAUGCGUUAAUUAAAGAGCUUACGUUUUAAUGACUGCCAUUUAUUUUGUAAGAUCGCUCUCCUGGGAUCGUUUUAUUAUAAUGAUUAAAUAAAUGAAGAUAAUUAAUAAUAAUAAUAAUAAUAAUAAUAAUAAUAAUAAUAAUAAUAAUAAUAAUAAUAAUAAUAAAAAGUAAACUUUUAAAGAAUGUUAUAUUACGUGAAAAAAGAAAUAAAAUAUUAAAAGAAAAAUAAAUAUUAUUGUAAUGACAAAGAGUUUCCUCCAAUACGAGAUCGUUAGGUAAAAAAAAUUAUAUACAAAUAAAAUUCAUAAGCUCUAGUUGAUUCUCUCGAUCUUUAUGACUGUUUCGUAUUAUUGUCUUCGAACAAAACCGACACUAUAAAUAAAUUAAAUUAUAAAAGAUAAAGUGAAAAGUAAUUAUAAUAAUAAUAAUUAAAAAAAAACUAAGUGAUUCACGCGAGCUUUGAUGCAUGCGAUCGGACACUGCAAUUUCUUACGACAAAUAGCUUGAAAAUUAUAUAGUUUCGAAUUGUUAUUUUUUUUUUUCUUUAUAGUAUUUAUGGAAUGACGUGUAGUGUUUUAAUUUUUUUUAAAUUGUAAAUCAUACUAUAUAUAAAAACAUAAUUAAAAAAUUAAUUCGAUUUAAACGGUAAUUAUUACCCUGUUAUAUUUAUAAUUCUGUUGCUUAUUAUUUUAUUUUUCACGUGAAUUUAAAUAAAUUUUCAUUGAGCGAAUGAGACUUAAUCAUACCCAUAUAAUGACUGACAGAUGUCAUUAUUUUAUUUUAAAUUUAAAUUUAAAACAUCACAAUGCGCUCUAUUUAAAUAUAAAAUUGUCAAAAGAAAAAAAAAACUCGUAAACUAGAGCAAUACGUCCGUUUCAAUAUUGAAAGAAACAAAAGCUUUUAUUGCACGAAAAAUAUAUAUUUAAAUAUGCACAAUAUGUGUAAAGACAAUUGGCUUUAAUGUCGAAUUAUAAUUUUAAUUAUUUUAAUCCUUUUGCAAUUUACGCGACAUAAUAAUCGCUCUGUUUUUUAUAUAAAUAUAAAUAUUAAAAUAAUUAAAGUAGGAUAAAUAAAAAUGGAUACAAAAAAAAAUUAAUGAAUAUAAUUAAUAUAAAUAAUAUAUAAUUAUAAAAGAAAUAAAUAGUUCGCUCUUUUUCGUUUUUAAAAGGCCUUCCUUGAAAAAAAAUAUCCAAAAAGAAACAAAAAUUUUUUAUUAUUAAGUGAGAAUGGAUGUGUAAAUGUUAAAAAAUAAUGAUAUAUAUUAAUUGAUUAAUCUAUAAUUAUUAUUAUAAAUUAGUUUAUCUUUUUAAAAUUUUAUUUCUACAACUGUGCAAAUAUGUUAUCAAGCUUUUAAUGUAUAAUCUUUAAGCCUCAUGAAGUGGCAAUUACCGAUGUGCAUAGAAGUGUCGCUAGUGCGAGUAAAAAAAUUACUAAGUUGAAUAAAAAAUUAUAAUAAACAUAAUUAUUUAAAAUUUAUGACACAGAGAAAUAAAAAGAACUAAGGAGUCUAAUCAAAUUUUACAAUACAAUGAUCCAUUAAAUUUAUCAAUUAACAAAAAU
Molecule: messenger RNA, 9930 nt
Organism: Microplitis mediator
Lineage: Eukaryota; Metazoa; Arthropoda; Insecta; Hymenoptera; Braconidae
Gene: beta-Spec
Product: spectrin beta chain
Exons: 12
Coding region: 348-7553 (2401 amino acids)
Biological process (GO): neuron development; actin cytoskeleton organization
Cellular component (GO): plasma membrane; cell junction; cortical actin cytoskeleton
Molecular function (GO): structural constituent of cytoskeleton; actin filament binding; phospholipid binding
Source: RefSeq, a predicted model, not a curated record